Molecule: messenger RNA, 1827 nt
Organism: Exophiala bonariae
Lineage: Eukaryota; Fungi; Ascomycota; Eurotiomycetes; Chaetothyriales; Herpotrichiellaceae
Exons: 5
Coding region: 1-1827 (608 amino acids)
Biological process (GO): transmembrane transport
Cellular component (GO): plasma membrane
Molecular function (GO): transmembrane transporter activity
Source: RefSeq, a predicted model, not a curated record
AUGACUGCAGAAACCAAUACUGUCGCUCCCGCCAUUGAGCACGGCCUUCAACACCCCGUGGAGGCCGAGUCUAAGACACAUGAGGAGUACGAGCUGAAAGAGGACGAAUACAUCGAUUUCAACAACGACGGCAACCUUCACUUCGAGCAAGACGCCGAGCCUGAACUGCACUGGCGUACUUGGUUCGCCAUCGCAGCCAUGCACUUGUUGGUAUUCACUGCCGUACUUGGUUUACAAGGACCGGCCGCGGUCCUGUCUUUCAUCGGAGCAGACCUCCACAACAUUCCCCUCGAGUCGUGGAUCGUCAACGGCCUGUCUCUCUCCCAGGCCGUCAUCGGGCCCGUCUUGUGUACCGCUUCCGAUACCUUUCAGGCCAGAAAAUCCAUCCUCGUCGGCGCCAGCGCUAUUUCCUUCGUCGGCACGACAAUCGCUCCUGGAGCCACCGACAUCUACCGUGUGAUUGGCGCUACUCUCCUUAUUGGGGUGGGUUUCGCAGCGAUACCUCUGGCCUAUGCUGUGCCCGCAGAAGUCCUUCCUCGCAAAUGGAGGCCUUUUCUCCAAGCCACCAUCAACGCUGCUGCUUUGUUGUCCACCGUGGUAGGGCCAUUUACGAUCGGCGCUCUCACGAAGCGCGACCCCCAUACUGGAUGGCGUUAUUUCUACUGGUUUCAAACGGCCUUGUGGGGCGCUGUGACACUCUUUAUUCUAGUCGGCUAUCGUCCUCCAAAACGUCACACUAAGCUGGAUCACCUCUCCUUCUGGCAGAAGGUUGGUCAGCUUGACCUCGUUGGUUUCUGCCUCAUCGUUAUUGGUUUGACUCUCUUCCUUGUUGGGGCUGGCUUUGGAGGUGGCAAAUUCACCUGGCACGACCGUCGUGUGCUUGCGCCUCUGAUCGUCGGUAUCGUCGGGCUCAUCUGCUUCGGUAUCUGGGAGUGGAAGGGCACGUCGACUGGUAUUCUGCACCACGAUCUCUUCCACCAAGGUCGGGCCAAGGCUCUCACAUUCGUCAUAUGUACCUGCCUACUCACCUUCGAGGGUCUCCUCAUCUUCUCUCACGCCAUCUUCUUCCCUCUCCUCACACGGACUCUCUAUACCCAAGAUCCGAUUCAGAUUGUCCUUCGAGGCCAGUCGGCUUGGCUUACCUGCUUCUUGUCCACCCUUCCCUGGGGUUACCUGGCUACUCGGCUCCAAAACAUCCGAUAUCCCUUGAUGGCGGGCUUCACGCUAGUCAGCAUCGGCAUGAUUGGUCUCUCCACGUGGCAACCGUCGCAGUCUGGCAAGUCUCUUGCGUUCUCGGUCAUCUAUGGCUUGGGACUGGGAGCCCCCUUCGCACUUGCCGUCAGUGGUGCGCAGUUGGUCGUGCCCCAUCACGUCCUCGCCCGAGCUUCGGGCGUUUUGUCUUGUGGUCGUGCCUUUGGCGUCGCAAUCUUCACCGCCAUCUUCUACGCCGUCUAUCACAGCGCACUGGGCAACCAUCUGCCCAAGCAAGUCGCCGCUGCCGCUGCCGCUGCCGGGCUUCCUGCCGCCUCGAUCAAGGCAUUGGUUGCCGGCUACAGAGCCGGAUCUCCACAGGCGGUCCUCGCCAACAUUCCCAACGUCACGCCCCAAAUCCUCAAGGCAACUCAUUCGGCCUACGAGCAGUCGCAGUGCGACUCUGUCCGGCUGAUAUUCAUUAUCGCUGCGGUCUUUGCCUUCCUCGGCGCCGUCUUCAGCUUCUUCAUCUGUGACUUGCGGGACGCCAUGACCUACACGGUCGAGGCGCCCAUGGAAAAGCUGCACGCGAAGAGGCAGCACCACGCUUCCGUUGAGGCCCACGGUCAUGCGUGA